Plasmodium gallinaceum is the source of this 1683-nucleotide messenger RNA. It is a transcript of the gene FEN1, whose product is annotated as flap endonuclease 1, putative. The transcript has a single exon. Gene Ontology annotation, molecular function: 5'-3' exonuclease activity; 5'-flap endonuclease activity; DNA binding. The record is from RefSeq and is a predicted model, not a curated record. The coding region runs from base 1 to 1683 and encodes 560 amino acids. Lineage: Eukaryota; Apicomplexa; Aconoidasida; Haemosporida; Plasmodiidae.
AUGGGAAUAAAAGGAUUAACAAAAUUUAUUGCCGAUGCAGCACCAAAUGCUAUUAAAGAAAUAAAAAUUGAGAAUUUAAUGGGGAGGAUAAUAGCUAUUGAUGCAUCAAUGUCCCUUUAUCAAUUUAUAAUAGCUAUAAGAGAUUCUGAUCAAUAUGGAAAUUUAACAAAUGAAUCAGGGGAAACAACUUCACAUAUAUCAGGAUUGAUGUCAAGAAGCAUAAAAUUAAUGGAGAAUGGAUUAAAGCCAAUUUAUGUUUUUGACGGAGCACCACCAGAAUUGAAAGGUUCUGAGUUAGAAAAAAGAGGAGAAAAAAGACAAAAAGCAGAAGAAUUGUUACAAAAAGCAAAAGAAGAAGGAAAUUUAGAAGAAAUAAAAAAACAAAGUGGAAGGACUGUACGAGUUACUAAAAAACAAAAUGAAGAAGCAAAAAAAUUAUUAACAUUAAUGGGAAUACCUGUUGUUGAAGCUCCUUGUGAAGCUGAAUCGCAAUGUGCAUUUUUGACAAAAUAUAAUAUUGCUCAUGCUACUGCUACAGAAGAUGCAGAUGCUUUAGUAUUUGGAACAAAAAUAUUGAUAAGAAAUUUAAACGCUAAUGCUUCUUCAAAUCAAAAUAAAAAUAAAAAUUCAAGUAAAAGAGGUUAUAUACUAACUGAAAUAAAUUUGCAACAAGUUUUAGAAGGCUUAAAUUUAACAAUGAAUCAAUUUAUUGAUUUUUGCAUUCUGUGUGGAUGUGAUUAUUGUGAUACUAUUAAAGGGAUUGGUUCAAAAACUGCUUAUAAUCUUAUAAAGGAAUAUAAUUGUAUAGAAAAUAUUAUUCAAAAUAUUGAUAAAAAUAAAUAUCAAAUUCCUGCAAAUUUUAGAUUUGAAGAAGCUAGAAACUCAUUUUUAAACCCAAAAGUUUUAACUAAAGAGGAAAUUAAAAUAGAUUGGAAUGAACCUAAAAUUGAAGAAUUAAAAGAUUUAUUAAUUAAAGAAUAUAAUUUUAAUGAAGUUAGAGUAACUAAUUAUAUUAACAGAUUACUAAAAGCUAGAAAAGCGACAACACAAAGACGUCUUGAUAAUUUUUUUACUGCUUGCACUAAAAAGAGCACUAAAUUGGUCAUUGAAGAAAGUCAAAAAGAGCUAAAAAAAAAACUAAAAGGAACAAAAAGAGAUAUUACAAAUAUUAAUACGAAACUUAAUAAAAAACAAAAAACGGAAAAUAAAACCAUUAAAAAAGAGAGUGAAAAAAAUGAACAAAUAAAAAAAGAAAAAUAUGAGAUUUCAAAAGAACCAGAAGAGAAAAGUCAAGAAAAUAACGAUAGUCAGGAUAAAAAUUCUUUAGACUAUCAAACAAAUUCAGAAUCAGGUAAUUUAAAAAAUGAUAAUAAAGAACAUAGUUUAAAUAUUAAUAAUAUAUGUGAUAGUAACAAAUUUAAUAUUGAUAAUUCUAUAUAUAAUAACAGUAAUUUAAAUAAUAAUAUUUUAAAUGAUAACAUUAAUUUAAGUUGUAAUAAUAAUACCCUAAAUAAUAAUAAUAAUUUAAAUAAUAAUAACACUUUGAAUAUUAGUAGUAACACUUUAAAUAAUAAUGUUAAAAAUUCAAAUAAUAUAAAAAAAGCAAAUAAUAUUUUUUUGUUGCCUUUCUGUCCAAAGAAUGUUACUAAUGUAAAGAAAAGGAAAUUGGUUCAAAGAUGUUAA